Molecule: messenger RNA, 627 nt
Organism: Penicillium crustosum
Lineage: Eukaryota; Fungi; Ascomycota; Eurotiomycetes; Eurotiales; Aspergillaceae
Gene: rpt3
Product: proteasome regulatory particle base subunit RPT3
Exons: 2
Coding region: 1-627 (208 amino acids)
Biological process (GO): proteasome-mediated ubiquitin-dependent protein catabolic process
Cellular component (GO): proteasome regulatory particle, base subcomplex
Molecular function (GO): ATP binding; ATP hydrolysis activity; proteasome-activating activity
Source: RefSeq, a predicted model, not a curated record
AUGCUGGUGAAAGCCGUGGCCAACAGCACAACUGCCAGUUUCAUUCGUGUCAACGGAUCAGAGUUCGUACAGAAGUAUCUAGGAGAGGGACCUCGUAUGGUCCGUGACGUGUUCCGAAUGGCUCGUGAGAACUCCCCGGCCAUUAUCUUCAUUGACGAAAUCGACGCGAUCGCCACGAAGCGUUUCGAUGCCCAAACUGGUGCCGAUCGUGAAGUUCAGCGUAUCUUGCUGGAGUUGCUGAACCAGAUGGACGGUUUCGAACAAACCAGCAACGUCAAGGUCAUCAUGGCCACCAACCGAGCCGACACCUUGGACCCAGCUUUGCUGCGUCCUGGUCGUCUGGACCGAAAGAUCGAGUUCCCAAACCUGCGUGACCGACGUGAGCGCCGAUUGAUUUUCACAACCAUUGCCGCGAGGAUGUCACUGUCCCCCGAGGUCGAUCUCGAUGCCUUGAUCGUGCGCAAUGACCCCUUGUCUGGUGCUGUCAUUGCUGCUAUCAUGCAGGAGGCCGGUCUGCGGGCUGUCCGCAAGAACCGUUACAAUAUUAUCCAAUCGGACCUUGAAGAUGCUUAUGCCGUCCAGGUCAAGACUGGACAGGAUGAUGACCGACCUGACUUCUACCGGUAA